CCAGCUCUGGGAGGAGGAAGGGGAGGGCCUGGAGGCCGAGGCGGGCAGGCACCAGCCAGAGCAGCUGGCGGCAGACGGCAGGCAGACUGUCGGGCUGUCUAGCGGGCCAGGCUAGUCUACCUGGCAGUCGCGCCCAGGCCUUCUCCAGGAGAGCUGGUUCCGUGGGUCAACAUGGUCCCCAACCUCCUCUUGUCUCUGCUGCUCCUUGUGAGGCCUGUGCCCGUGGCGGCCUACUCUGUGUCCCUCCCAUCUUCCUUCCUGGAGGAUGUGGGGGGCAGUGGGGAAGUCGAGGGCUCUUCAGCCUCUUCCCCAAGCCUGCCGCCACCCCGGACUCCAGCCUUCAGUCCCACAUCAGGGGGACCCAAGCCCACAGCUCCAGAGGGCCCUGCGCCGCCCACCAACCUCCUUGAUGGCAUCAUGGACUUCUUCCGCCAGUACGUGAUGCUCAUUGCGGUGGUGGGCUCGCUGACCUUCCUGAUGAUGUUUAUUGUCUGCGCCGCGCUCAUCACGCGCCAGAAGCACAAAGCCACGGCCUACUACCCAUCCUCUUUCCCUGAAAAGAAGUACGUGGAGCAGAGUGACCGGGCUGGGGGACCCAGUGCCUUCUGCGAGAUCCCCGACAGGGCGCCCGACAGCCGGCCGGAAGAGACCCUGGACUCCUCCCAGCAGCUUCAAGCUGACAUCCUGGCUGCUACCCAGAACCUCCGGUCUCCAGCCAGAGUGGUGCCAGGCAGUGGGGAGGGAACAAAGCCUCUGAAAGGUGGGUCGGAGGAUGGGGUGCCCAGCAGCCAGGAGGAGGCCCAGGAGGCCUCAGUUUGCGAGGUCACUGCAGAGGAGAUGGGCGUCCCUGAGGAGUCAGGCUCGGCGGAGGCUGAAGGGGCUCCUGCAGCCAGUGAGAGCCAGAGAGGACCAGCAGGGUCUUUCUCUUUAGCCCAGGAAGCCCAGGGACCAACCGUCCCCCCUGAAAGCUCCUGCGCCUGCAACAAAGUCUCCCCCAGUGUCUAAGAGGCCCCCCAAACUGCUGGGCCUGACUGUUGGGUCUUUGAGGGUCACCUCCUUGGUCAAGAAAGGCCUUCGGCUCUCACUGCUUCUUGACGACUCUUCCUUGGCCGUGGCUGGUGCCAGUCCUGACCCCGAAUGGGCAGAGCUGAUGGCCUCUGAUGCACCCCAGGAAACAUCACCCCCAAGUUCCAGUGCCUUUAAUGCCUCUUGCGGUCCUGGGAGCCCUCACACUAAGACAUCACUUCUCUGGAAGAGGAAGGGCGGACACAUCCCGGUUGGAGCUGCAGUGAGGCAGCCCACACAGCGGAAGGGAACAGGCCACAGGCCCCUCAUGAAAGGCAGCAAACACUGUGUGAAGACAAGUCGGCCCUUAGAUUUGGAAGACAUCAAAUGGAUGGGCCUGCCACAGUCCUCAGCCACCUUUGCCUGCUGGGAAAGCAAGGUGCCGCUCUUAUCCAGUAGCGCCAGGGACGGCAGACGGACCCCUUUGCGUCCCUCUGUCGUCACAAUGUUUGUCACCCUGCCUCUCUGUUCAAUGGACUCAGUUAGUUAGGAAGCUUCUGGAAGGGCUCCACCUCCGACUUAUAUUACAGAGUUCCCCUAGACACGCCAU
Messenger RNA from Acomys russatus (golden spiny mouse), 1615 nucleotides. It is a transcript of the gene Tmem119, whose product is annotated as transmembrane protein 119. Lineage: Eukaryota; Metazoa; Chordata; Mammalia; Rodentia; Muridae. The record is from RefSeq and is a predicted model, not a curated record. Gene Ontology annotation, cellular component: plasma membrane. Gene Ontology annotation, biological process: ossification; positive regulation of bone mineralization; positive regulation of osteoblast differentiation. The transcript has 2 exons. Bases 172 to 1005 code for a protein of 277 amino acids.